UUAUGAGUAUACAGCAAAAAGGAUGACUUAUUUGACUGUACCCCUCCUACUGGUUUGCCUCUGCACGCCUGCGGCCCCGGAAAACUCCUACAUAAUCAACGCAGCUGUGUUAAGUAGGAAGGGCGAAUCGAUGAUAGAUGACUACCAGAAGGUAGAGGAGGUGCUCCAGUUGGGACAUAACGAUUACUGCAGGAUAAGAUUCUCACCUGUGGAAUACGAUAACAGUAACGGUUCAACCGUUUAUCAAAGUCUGGAGCGAGCUUUGGCAGUAUUCAAAAAUCCUGAAAAUGUUAUCGCUGUUGGACCCUUCAUCGACGUAUUUACCUCCAUGGACUACGUCAUCAAACAACAGAUUCAUUUAGUGACGUCAUCAAGUGAAGGUCAGGAGAAAUCUGAAAGAGCCCUUCCAGUGCUUCCUGACACAAAAUCACUAUCCAGUGCUGUCGCCGAGAUUGUGCAAACCUUGGGCUGGAACAAAGUCGCCUUUUUGUCACAAGAUGACUUUUCACCCGUGUUGGCCCUCGGGAACAGAGACAUAUUUGCUUGGCCCAUUCUGCUGCCGUCCAACAUAAAAGGUGGGCACGACCAGGAACUGAGACAGACUAUGACCCAACUUCGCGAGGCACAGAUGCGACACUUCAUUCUGCACUCCAUGGACAAGGAGGUCGUGCAGCACGUCAUCGCAUCGGCAGAGGAACAUCACCUUCUACACUACUCUCGAAGUUGGUUCAUUACCUACCUGGACUUUUCCGAUCUGACAUUGAACUUAAAGGAGACGGUAUCGUUGUAUGGGCUACAGCUGUUGAACGUUGAAGCUAUUCCGCCAAGUCUGUUUCAAGAAGAACGGUUCCAGAACCAGUCCCGUCUCAGUCUGGGACUACUAGUGGACGUCGUCUCCAUACUACGACACUGUCUGCGCCGGGGACAGAGUAAUUCCUACUGUGACAGUCAGCCAUUAAAAAACCAAACAAUGAAUCAAAAGAUGCUGAACGAAGCCUUUUCCGAUAAGUCCGAUACCUAUAUAGGUGCCCUCGGGCAGUACAUAUGGGGUGUGACCGAGGACAAACAAAGUCGGAAACGUACAAGCUACUCCAUGGCCGUGCUACAAUUCAUCAACAAUGCAACUAUCAAGGAUAAUAUAAAGGUCGGGAACUGCACCUUCCUUGACAAAGCUGUAUAUACACCGAUCGGCGAGAGGACGCAACAAAAUACAGUUAGAGACAUAAGCACCAGUUUGAAGGGUAUGAACUUCACGGUUAUUACCAAAAAGGAUCCACCCUUCUACUCUGUUAUAAACGGCAAGCACGAAGGAUUUUGUAUCGAUGUCCUGGACGCUCUGAAGAGGUUAAUGGGAUUUGAUUACAAGAUAAUUGAGUAUAGAAGCAAGUGGGCUGGACUGAAUGAGGACAAGGAGUGGGAGGACAUCGUACAUAAACUAAUGACAGGGGAUGCCGCCAUAGCGAUAGGUGACCUGGUAGUGAAGUCGAAGCGGGUGGCGCGGAUCUCCUUCUCCAACACCAUCCUGUCCUCUUCUGUUAGCAUGCUGCUGAAGAGACCGCCUCUACAGCCCACCUUCUUCCAGUUCCUUUGGCCCUUCGACAUAGGCCUCUGGUUCAUGAUAGUGGUCUUCUUCCUGAUCGUGGGUUUGUCUCUGUUCCUCAUGACGAAGUACGACACUACUCAGCGAACGGCUGAGCAGAAGUUUGAUCUCAAGGAGAGCAUGUGGUAUUCUCUGAACGUCAUCUUACAAGGUGCUACCGAGUUCUCGCCUCAGACUACAUCCAUGAGGACCAUUGUGGCGUUCUUCUGGUUCUGUACCCUGAUCAUUACUGCAGCAUACACGGCUAACCUUGCUGCUUUUCUCACUCUCAAGCAGAUCGACGUUCGCAUCAAGACCAUGCAGCGCCUUGCAAGUCAAUCCUUGGUCACAUAUGGAGUCCGUAACAACAGCGAUCUCAUGAGCUUUUUCGAGCAAUCGGACGAGGACCCUUAUGAGCGUAUGUGGACUGUGAUGAAGCUAACUGAGAAAGAGUCGCUGGUGUCGAACAGAAUGGAUGGUGUUAACAAAGUACUGGCGGGUGACUUCAAGACCGGAUACGCUUUCAUAGACGACGGACUGUUCAAUGAUUACUACGCUUCCAAAUAUUGUGGCAUGGAGUCUAUAGACCAGAGGUUUGGGGAGAAGCACUUCAGCAUGGGGUUCCCAAAGGGAGCGCCAUAUAAGGACGACAUCAACAGGGCUCUACUCAAACUGAAGGAAGACGGCGUCAUGGAUGCUCUCAAAAGCAAGUGGUGGGAACCUGCGUCCAACUGUUCGACCGUGGAGAGUGACCAGUCGGGCGUGAAGACGUCAGGGGAACUGGAACUAGAGAAUAUGGUGGGAGUGUUCAUCGUGCUCGGCUGCAGCGUGACGCUCGGUGUUCUGGUGGAAAUCUGUAAGCGGAUCUACCUUGCAGUGCAGAAGGAAAGACACGCAGACGACAAAGGGCACCUGGACACCUGAAAGACUCCAGGUACACCUUGGUGUGUCAGAAAAGUACAAUUCUACAUUGUCUCCGAACCGACAACCGUCAAUGCUUCUGGAGAUAAGUCAUUGGAUAUAUUUCUGGUAGUGUCCAAAAUCAAUUUAAUUAUUGUCUGCCCGCUUGUGAAAGUUUUGAAUCCGUAAUUUCUUCAAUGAGAAUCGAUAUAUUAAUACGUCGUUUUAAGGAAGCGUGGUGAAUGUUUCUACGAUGGAGUUUUUUUACGAACUUUCUUUUUAUUCUGUUUCACAAACCCAUCAUCAAAUAUAAAGCUUGUCUAUUUCUACGGAAAAGUAAUUUAUUAAUUAAAAUUAAGAAUAGAAAGUAAAGCAGGCUCUGUCGGAGAUCCCUCAUUUUCAUUCCCUAUCCGAAAAUUACUGUUUUGUUUGUUAACUCUUUGUACAACCUACAUGGUAAGACAAUAAGAUCAGUUUAUUACUAAAUUUGCAUAAAUAUGUGAUGCAUUAUGAAUUAUCCCAAAACUAAUUUGAAAGAGAUUUCCAUUUACCAUGUUCUUGAAAGUGUUUAAACACGAUGAAUCAUGUUAGACGUAUAUAUAGCAUCUUCCCCUACUUUGUUGGUAUGACAGAGGGGUUAUGCUUUAUUGUCUAACCUGUGGAAUGAUUCAAUCACAAAUGUACGGGAAUACAAAAUGACAAUCAGUGUAUAAAUAUGUAUAUCUUUAAAUAAACAGAUAAAAGAUUUAAGAAUAUCCAUUUUAAUUAGCAAGUUCUUCAAAAGUACACCUACAUCUUGGCUCAAAAAGAGAUUUUUUUUCGGGUAUUUAACAUGCCUCAAAUAGGUAAUUUUCAAUUAUCGGUUACUGUUUUAAUUUUAAACGCUAACAGUUUUAGAAACGGUUAAUGAUUGUUUUGAAUUAUGACUCUAAAAAUAUAAAUGAAGAGUCCACCUUGAAUAAAUGUCAUGUAUUGUUGUGAAUUUGACAGGAAACAGCAUUUCGAAUGUCAAUGUUGAAAGAAUUCAAUAAUUCGUUGCAAAUAAUUGCAUAUAGCUAUAUAUAAUC
Molecule: messenger RNA, 3546 nt
Organism: Mizuhopecten yessoensis (Yesso scallop)
Lineage: Eukaryota; Metazoa; Mollusca; Bivalvia; Pectinida; Pectinidae
Product: glutamate receptor ionotropic, kainate 3-like
Exons: 16
Coding region: 23-2503 (826 amino acids)
Biological process (GO): modulation of chemical synaptic transmission; synaptic transmission, glutamatergic
Cellular component (GO): postsynaptic membrane; plasma membrane
Molecular function (GO): glutamate-gated receptor activity; transmitter-gated monoatomic ion channel activity involved in regulation of postsynaptic membrane potential
Source: RefSeq, a predicted model, not a curated record